Messenger RNA from Beta vulgaris subsp. vulgaris (sugar beet), 12665 nucleotides. RefSeq lists its product as uncharacterized. Gene Ontology annotation, cellular component: nucleus. NCBI's taxonomy places the organism in Eukaryota, Viridiplantae, Streptophyta, Magnoliopsida, Caryophyllales, Amaranthaceae. The coding region runs from base 234 to 11546 and encodes 3770 amino acids. Gene Ontology annotation, molecular function: protein serine/threonine kinase activity; protein binding. The record is from RefSeq and is a predicted model, not a curated record. The transcript is spliced from 15 exons. Gene Ontology annotation, biological process: nuclear-transcribed mRNA catabolic process, nonsense-mediated decay; phosphorylation.
CCUAUUACUCGUAUAUUUGGUCCAUAUUUGGACUCCCGUACCGGCUACAUGAAAAGUCCCCAUUUAUCUCUAAAAUUUCAACAUCAAAUUUACCCUCCAAAAUUCCCAGCAAAUCUCUCAAAACUUUCUCCGACGAGUCAAAAACAAAAGCUUCACAUCAAUGGCUUCCUCAAUUUCCAACCCUAGAAAAGAGUAUUCAACUUAGUGCGCCAUGCGCAAGCGCAAGGAAGAAGAUGCAAGGACUUCACCAUCAACAGCAGCAACUCGCAGCUCUUCUCUCCGUUGCUCUCGCCAAAGAUGACUCUUCAUCUUCUUCUUCAAUCACCACCUCUUCUUCCUCCACUCACACUACCGCCACGUCAUCAUCUUCCUCAACGAGUCAAGAAUCGGACGAGUCGAAUCGUCUUUCUGCCAUUAACUCGCUCCAUCGACUCGUUGUUUAUCCUCCUAACUCACUUCUUGUUUCUCACUCCGCUACUUUUCUCUUUCAAGGAUUUUCUCAGCUUCUUACUGAUAAAUCAUAUUCAAUUCGUCGGUCAGCAGCCACUGCAUAUGGAGCGCUUUGCUCCAUGUUGUGUUCAAUCCCAUCAGGGUCUAACGGAAGACAGAACCAUGUUGUACUGGACUUGGUUGACCGUUUUAUUAAUUGGGCUUUGCCAUUGUUAAGUAACAUCACUGUCAAUGAUGGUUCAGUGGAUCUGGCUCUGGAAAGCCUACGUGAGUUCCUUAGUGUAGGGGAGGUAGGGGCAACAGAACGUUAUGCUUUUCCAAUACUCAAAGCAUGUCAAGAACUGCUUGAGGAUGAGAGGACCUCUUUGAACCUGCUACAUCAACUUUUGGGGGUUUUAACUGUGAUAUCCUUGAAAUUCUUUAGAUGUUUCCAGCCCCACUUCGUCGAUAUAGUUGACCUGCUUCUUGGAUGGGCAAUGCUACCUGAUCUUGCUGAAUCUGAUAGACAAGUUAUUAUGGGCGGCUUCUUGCAGUUUCAGAAAUAUUGGGUUAGUAAUCUGCAGUUCCCUUUGGGUCUGCUGUCCAAAUUUUUAGGUGAUAUGGAUAUGCUGCUUCAAGAUGGAAGUCCUGGAACUCCACAACAAUUUCGGAGACUGCUUGCUUUUUUUUCUUGUUUCUCUACCGUACUAAAAUCCACGGCUUCCGGGUUACUAGAAUUGAAUCUUCUUGGGCAGAUAGUUGAGCCCCUGAGUAAAAUGAUUCCCCAAUUGCUGGAGUGCUUUUCUCUGAUGGGAAAAAAAUUUGGGUGGUCAAAUUGGAUUGAGGAUUCUUGGAGGUGUUUGACUCUCUUGGCUGAAAUUUUAGGUGAAAAGUUUGCCAUUUUUUAUCCACUUGCUCUUGAUGUAUUGUUUCUGAGUUUGGGGAUGGAUGGCAGUACCAAACUAGCGGGAGGUGUGAAAAUUAGGUCCCUUCAGAUUCACGGGGUUCUAAAAACUAAUCUUCAGCUGUUGUCCCUGCAAAAGCUGGGGCUUCUCCCUUCUUCUGUUCAUAAGAUUUUGCAAUGGAAGGCUCCCAUAUCUCAGCUGCGUUUGCAUCCCAACCACUUAGUGACAGCAAGUGCGGCUGCUACUUAUGUUUUCUUGCUUCAACAUGGUAAUGAUGAAGUUGUUGAGCAUUCGAUUAACUCACUUUUUGAAGAGAUAACCUUGCUAAAUGAGAUGUUAGAGAAUGUCCUUGUCAGUAGAGAUGUGGAAAUUACCCUUCUUAGUGAAAAUUCCUACUCAAAGAUGGAGUUGAUCGCCUUGAUUAAGUUUAACUUGAAAGUCUUACUGAGCUGCAUUUGCUUGGACAAGACAGAUAAUUUGAUUGCCCCACCUGACAUGGCUAAACUGUUGCUCAAAAGGUCAGAACGUCUGGCAUCAUUUGUAGUUACAAAGCUGUAUCCUUUUCAGUUGUCUGUUAAAAGAUGUGUAGAGCUGCAAGUGAUUAUUCUCGAGACAUUGGGUAGAAUUUCUUCGGUUGAGUUAUUGAGCAAAUACUCCAUGGAGUUUUGCAGUAAAGAUUAUUUACAGAAGACAACCGAAGUUAGCUUAGAUCGUAAUUUCAUGGUUGAGCAUUUAAGCAAGUACAGUAAUAUCAUUGUGAAAGCUCUUGAUGCUGAUACUCCUCUUGCUGCUAAAGUCAAAGCCCUUGACUGGAUUCAUAAAUCAUGUGAGGAUGCAACUAGAAUUUUUGAAAGUUUGAAUGUAAAUGUAAAUCCUUAUGAAGAUGGUGGAUAUGGUUCUGCUGUUUGGACUCUGGUUUCCUCUGUACUGGGUGCUGCAUUUGACAGGGAAACAAAAGUGAGGCUGCAAGUGACUGAGGUAUUUGACAUGCUUCUACGAGCAAAACUUGUUCAUCCCAGAUACUUCUACCAGAUGGCAGAACUGGUCCUUGAAAAGCUUGGUGAUCCAGAUGCUACGGUAAGAAGUGCUUUUGUUAGGCGUCUUUCCCUUUUUGUCCCUGUUGCUGUCUAUCUCUGUGGUUCAGCAGGUUGUGGAACAGUUACCACAGGCAGGCCCACUUACUUCAGGACAGAUAAUAGAGCUGACUUGCACUGGAGACCUGUGUUUGCCCUCAAGCAGCUGCCACAACGUCUUCAACCACAGCAACUUGUUUCAAUAUUGAGUUACAUCUCACAAAGAUGGAAGACACCUCUUUCUUCUUGGAUUCAACGGCUUAUUCAACAUUGUAAUUGCGCAAAGGACUUGACUCAAUCUCAAUUGGAGGAAACAGGAAGUUCUAGUGGCAAUAGUAUAUGGCUGGACAUAAAAUUUGAGGUUGAUGCUCUUGAAAGAAUUAAUUUAGUAAAUAACUUAGCUGGGGUAUGGUGGGCAGUACAUGAAGCCGCUAGAUAUUGCACAGCUACUCGUCUUCGCACCAACCUUGGUGGACCAACUCAAACUUUUGCAGCUCUGGAGAGAAUGCUUCUGGAUGUAGCACAUAUGCUGCAAAUUGAUAGUGAGCAAAAUGAUGGUGGUUUAAGCAUAAUAGGUUCAAGUGGUGCCCACUUACUUCCCAUGAGGUUAUUACUGGAUUUUGUUGAGGCUUUAAAGAAAAAUGUAUACAAUGCUUAUGAAGGUUCCUCUGUGCUGCCUUUGGCUUCUCGUCAGAGUUCCUUGUUUUUUCGGGCAAACAAAAAGGUUUGUGAGGAGUGGUUUUCUCGCAUUUGUGAACCAAUGAUGAAUGCUGGGUUGGCAUUGCAGUGCCACGAUGCUAUUAUCCAGUAUUGUUCUCUACGUCUGCAGGAGCUCAAAAACUCAGUGGUUUCUUCUUUUAGAGAAAAAUCUCGAACUCAGGUAGUUGAGAACCCGCAUGAUAUCAGGGAAAGGUUAACUGGAGAUGUUAUGCGAUUUGUACAACACAUUGCUCUUGCUCUGUCUAAGAAACAUGAAUCGGCAGCUUUAAUUGGAUUGCAGAAAUGGGUGAAUAUGAGUUUUUCUUCUUUGUUUGACGAAAACAAAGAGGUUGGUAACUGCUACCAAAUAUCUGGACCUUUUGCAUGGAUUACUGGUUUGGUACAUCAAGCUGAAGGACAAUAUGAAAAGGCUGCUGCUGUAUUUACUCAUUUGCUACAGACAGAGGAAUCUCUUAGUUCUAUGAGAACUGAUGAAAUACAAUUCAUAAUUGGACGUGUAAUGGAGAGCUAUUGUGCUAUUGGGGAUUGGCAGUCGCUUGAUUCUUGGUUAAUGGAGCUGCAAGCUUUACGUGCAAAGCAUGCUGGAAGAAGUUAUUCAGGUGCUUUAACUACUGCUGGAAAUGAAAUGAAUGCAAUCCAUGCAUUAGCUCAUUUUGAUGAGGGUGACAUCCAAGCAGCAUGGGCAUCCCUGGAUUUAACACCCAAAAGUAGCUCUGAACUUACACUUGAUCCCAAACUGGCGUUGCGAAGGAGUGAGCAGAUGCUUUUGCAGGCAUUGCUUUAUAAAACUGACAAUAAAAUGGAUUUGGUGCCUGAUGAGAUGCAGAAAGCCAAGUUGAUGCUAGACGAAGUUUUGACUGUCAUUCCACUUGAUGGUUUGCCGGAGGCAGCGCAGUAUGCCCUACAUUUGCACUGCAUAUAUGCAUUAGAAGAGGACUGCAGGUUCGAUAAAAUACAGGAGAAAGCUAAACAGUCUGAAGUAUUGAAAUCGCUUUGCCAGGCAGUUUAUCUGCCUAUGAGUGUAGUCCACCAAGAUUGUAGCUCGUGGCUGAAGCUUCUUAGAGUUUAUAAAACCAUCCUGCCUACUUCGUCUGUUACCUUGCAACUAUGUCAGAAUUUAAUGUCAUUAGCUCGAAAGCAGGGAAAUUUAGGGCUGGCAAACCAUCUUAAGAAGUAUCUGAAGGAUCAAGUUGAUAAUUGCUUGGAGACAAGUAAUAACCUGUUUCUAACAUCUAGUUUGAAGUAUGAGGAAAUAUUGCUGAUGUAUGCAGAAAAGAAGUUUGCAGAUGCAUUCACGAAUAUAUGGUCAUAUGUAAAGUCCGGCUUUAUUUCUUUGAACGGUGUAGAUUCUGCCGCUGACGAUAGUCCAUUGAAGGCUAAGGCAUGUCUGAAGUUUUCAGAUUGGUUGAGGCGGGAUUAUGCUGAUUUUAGCCUGGAAAAUUUUGCUCUGGAUAUCCUUACUGACUUCAGCCAGUCUGGUGAAAGAAAUGACUUCUUAGUUGAAGAAAACGUGAUGUCUAAACCAUGCACACAACUAGUCAUUCAGGAAAUUGUGGGCUCAGCAACAAAGUUGUCAACACACCUUUGCCCGACUUUGGGCAAGUCUUGGAUUUCAUAUGCAUCUUGGUGUUUUUCUAGAGCUAAAGAGAGUCUUCUCCCAUCCCAGGAAACUGUCCUCCGUUCAUGCUCUGUUUCUCCUGUUCUUGAUCAAGAGUUGGUGCCGAAGAUGUCUACUUUGACUGAAGUUGAGAUAUCAAGAGUGGAAUCUGUUAUUUCAGAACUUCUUUGUGCAAAUGAUAUAAAUGAAGGGGAAGAGAGGUGUCCCUUUGACGAGUCAUCCAGUGACUUGAAUAGUUUAAAUCAUGAAACUUCUUUGGUGCAGAAAGUAGUGAAUGUCAUUGAAGCUGCAGCAGGAGCACCUGGUGUUGAAAAUUUUGGUGCUGAAUUGCUGUCAGCUGCUGUGUCUUCUCAGCUUCAGAAGACCAUUCUUGAUCAAUAUGCUCACAUAGAAGAAAAUACUAUACUAUCUUCUGUCAGUACUUUGGUCGAUAUUUGGUGGUCGUUGAGGAAGAGAAGGGUAUCUUUAUAUGGGCAUGCUGCUCAUGGUUUCAUUCAGUUCCUGUCAUACUCAUCUUCUAGAUUCGGUAGUUUUGCUUCCAAUGACCGUGAUUGCGGGUCCUUGAGUCAAAAAUCUGGAAGCUCGACCCUCAGGUCGACUUUGUACAUACUACACAUCCUGCUCAAUUAUGGUUUAGAGUUGAAGGAUAUACUUGAACCCACCCUUUCUUCAGUCCCAUUGUUUCCAUGGCAGGAAGUAACACCACAAGUCUUUGCUCGAUUAUGUUCUCAUCCAGAACCUAAAACCCGGAAGCAAUUGGAAGGCUUGCUUAUGAUGCUCGCAAAGUCUUCUCCUUGGUCUGUAGUGUAUCCAACCCUUGUUGACGUUAAUGCAUCUGAUGAGGAACCUCCGGAGGAGCUUCAGCGUAUUCUAGAUUGUUUGAUGAAGCUUUAUCCUAGACUGGUACAAGAUGUCAAACUCAUGAUAUAUGAACUAGGAAAUGUAACUGUUCUCUGGGAGGAACUAUGGCUCAGCACUCUCCAAGAUCUUCAUGGAGAUGUGCUUAGGCGGAUAAACAUGUUGAAAGAGGAAGCUGCAAGGAUAUCAGAAAAUAUUACUCUUAGCCACAAUGAGAAAGUUAAAAUAAAUGCUGCAAAAUAUUCCGCUAUGAUGGCCCCAAUUGUUGUGGCCUUGGAACGUCGUCUUGCUCUGAUUUCUAGGAAACCUGAGACCCCCCAUGAGAAAUGGUUCCAGGAUGAGUACAAAGAGCUGAUAAAAUCUGCCAUUUUAGCCUUUAAAACUCCUCCAAUAUCUGCUUCAGUGCUUGGAGAUGUCUGGCUAGCGUUUGAUAAUAUUGCUGCAUCUUUAGCAUCUUAUCAGAGAAAGUCAGCUGUUUUGUUGCAAGAAGUUGCACCACAACUGGCUUGCUUGUCAUCUUCUGAUGUUCCCAUGCCUGGGCAUGAGAAGCAAGUAAUGCUCUCUGAAACUGACAGGGACUUCAGUAGCACUUCACUGGGUAUUGUCACAAUUUCUUCUUUCUCUGAACAAGUGGCUAUAUUGUCAACCAAGACGAAACCUAAAAAAAUUGUUAUUCUGGGAUCUGAUGGUGGAAAGUAUACAUAUCUUUUGAAGGGAAGAGAAGAUUUACGACUUGAUGCUCGAAUCAUGCAACUUUUGCAAGCGGUCAACAGUUUUCUCCAUUCAAAUUCGGAAACUAGAAGUCGGUCUGUCGGUAUUCGUUAUUAUUCUGUGACACCAAUUAGUGGCCGGGCUGGUCUCAUUCAGUGGGUAGAUAAUGUCACAAGCAUCUACAGUAUUUUUAAAUCUUGGCAGCAAAGAGUUCAAAUGGCCCAGCUUUUGGCUAAUGGUGGCAACAAUGUCAAAGAUACAACCCCACCACCUGUUCCUCGACCAAGUGACAUGUUCUAUGGAAAAAUUAUACCAGCAUUAAAAGAGAAAGGCAUAAAGAGAGUUAUUUCAAGAAGAGACUGGCCUCAUGAAGUCAAGCUUAAAGUUCUUUUGGAUCUUAUGAAAGAGACCCCCAAGCAGCUUCUUCAUCAAGAACUCUGGUGUGCAAGUGAGAGUUUCAGUGCUUUCAGCUCAAAACUGAAGAGGUAUUCUGGCAGCUUAGCUGCAAUGAGUAUGGUAGGCCACAUCCUUGGCCUUGGGGAUAGACAUUUGGACAAUAUUCUGAUAGACUUUUUUAGUGGAGAUAUUGUACAUAUUGAUUAUAAUGUGUGCUUUGAGAAAGGAAAAAGGUUAAAAGUUCCUGAGAUAGUGCCAUUCCGCCUUACCCAGACACUUGAAGCUGCUCUAGGGCUGACAGGAUUGGAAGGAGUCUUUAGGGCAAACUGUGAAGCAGUAAUUGGCGUUCUCAGAAAGAACAAAGAUUUACUUCUCAUGUUAUUGGAAGUCUUUGUGUGGGAUCCACUUAUAGAGUGGACACGUGGAGAUUUUCAUGAUGAUGCUGCCGUUGGUGGUGAGGAAAGAAAGGGAAUGGAAUUGGCAGUUAGCUUAAGUUUAUUUGCUUCUCGUGUUCAGGAGAUGCGUGUUCCUUUACAGGAGCAUCAUGACCUGUUACUGGCUAGUGCCCCAGCUAUUGAAUCUUCUUUUGAGAGGUUUUUGAAUAUCUUAAACCAGUAUGAGCUUGUCUCGGCUAUAUUUUAUCGUGCGGACCAAGAGAGAUCUACUCUUCUUCUCCAUGAAACAUCUGCAAAAUCACUUGUUGCGGAAGCAAAUUCUCGCUUGGAGAAAUCUUGUGCCCUUUAUGACGUUCAGGCUCGAGACUUUGCUCAGGCUAAGGCUUUUGUGGCCGAGAAAAUCCAAGAAGCAACUACUUGGUUAGAGCAACAUGGAAAAUUCCUUGAUGCUUUACGGAAUGAUUCAAUUUGUGAAAUCAAAGCCAGCUUAAGGCAGAGUUGCAUGGAAGAUGCCUUAUCUCUUACCUCAGCUGUUUCAGUAGCGGGAGUUCCAUUAUCUAUCGUUCCUGAACCUACACAGGCACAAUGCCAUGAAAUUGACAGGGAUAUUUCUCAGCUCAUAUCUGAGUUGGACAAUGGGGUUUCCUGUGCAGUAACAGCACUUCAAGCAUAUGCUCUUGCUUUGCAAAGAUUCCUACCCUUAAAUUACAUCACAACAAGCCCUGUACACAGUUGGGCACAAGUCUUACAGCUGUCUGUCAAUUCGCUUUCCCCUGAUAUGCUUUCUUUGGCAAGAAGGCAGGCUGGUGAGCUUAUUUCGAAGAGACAUGGGGAUGCUCUUGAUUUUGUUAGGCAUCGCCGAGAUGAUCUAUGUCUUAAAAUGAAGAGGUUUGCUCUAGAGAUAGAAAAACUUGAGGAGGAGUAUGCCGGACUUGUAAACUCUACUGGCUCGGAAGCUGAAUUCAAGGCUAAGCAUCAUAUUCUAUCUGCUUUCUUGAAUUAUAUGCAAUCUAGCGAUUUUGCAAGAAAUGAGGACCUGUUUCCUUCUCGUGCACCCAUACAAUUUACAUAUGAGAGUGGUAAAGAAACCAAACUAGAAGCUGAUAUGAAGAAAGAGAAAAUGUUCUCUAUUCUGUAUGUAGCCUUAUGUUCUCUUUAUGAUGAUGUGAAACAUAAGGUACUCAGCAUAGCUAACGAGUCAACUACGACUGGAAGUGUGGGCAGUUUACCUCAGUUUGACUUUGGGACUGUGUUAUGUGAGCUAGAAGAGCAAAUAGAAAAAUGUGUACUAGUUGUGGACUUUUUUAUUGAGCUUCAGCAUUCUGUUGAUAAUGGAACAGCAACUGGUGAUCUAGACGUUUCUGACAAGAACUGGGCUUCCAUUUUUAAAGCUACUUUAUUGUCGUGUAAGGAAUUCGUCGUGCAUAUGAGUGAAGUUAUUUUGCCAGAGUUGAUUAAAUCUAUAGUUUCAACUGAUUCAGAUAUAAUGGAUGCAUCUGGGACCCUGUCCGAUAUCCGGGGGUCUAUUGAAACUGCAUUGGAGCAGCUUGUUGAGGUUGAAGUAGAGAGGGUGUCUCUACAAGAACUGCAGAAGAGCUAUUUUGUAAAGGUUGGUUCCAUCACAGAGCAACAGCUGGCUCUUGAAGAAGCUGCUAUGGAAGGAAGAGAUCAUCUUUCUUGGGAGGAGGCAGAGGAACUUGCUUCUCAAGAAGAAGCUUGCAGGACUCAACUAGACCAACUUCACCACAUGUGGAACCAAAAGGAUGCAAGGAGCUCUGCCCUAAUCAAAAGAGAAGCGGAUAUACGAGAUAGUUUGGUUUCUUUAGAGCACCAUUUUCUAUCUCUACUUGGCCCUGAAGAGGAGGGUACAUACAGAAGCAAUGCAUUAUUAUCUACACUGGACAGUCCGUUCUCUGGAUUAGAGUCUCUAGGCAAGGCACUCCUCUCUUAUUCUGGUUCAAUUUCUUGUCAAAACGAUAUUUCCAAGUUAGCUAAUCUUCUCAGUUCUGGAUGCCAAAUGUCUGAAUAUAUCUGGAAAUUUAAAGGAUCACUAAAUGAUCUAGAUUUCUUUGCUUGGAAAGUUGCAGUAAUGGAUUUCAUUCUUGAUUUGACCAUCAAUGAUGUAUCUUCAUCUAUUGAUCAUAAUUUGGGUAUGGAUCAGCUUGUUGAUUCCAUAAAAAAAAAGUUGGUGGCACAACUCCGGAUAGUGAUGAGCCUAUACAUCAAAGAACGGAUUGCUCCAGCAUUAGUUAGCUGCUUAGAUAAAGAGGCCGAGAACUUAAAGCAACAGAUGGAAGGGUUUACUGGAUUUGUUCGACCGAAGAAGGAUCUUAGUUGUGAGAAUAGGGUGAAAGCGAUGCUUCAAGAAUAUUGUUGUGCACAUGAAACUGUCAGAGAAGCAAGGGCAGCUGCAUCCCUCUUGAGGAGGCAAGUGAAUGAGCUGAAGGAGGCUACUAAAAGAACUAGCCUAGAGAUCAUUCAAAUGGAAUGGAUGAACAAUAUGACCUUAAUUCCUUCCCAUGAUAAUAAGAUCAUAGGUCAUAGAUUUCUAGGAAGUGAUGAUAAGAUGUAUCCUCUUGUCUUAGAUAUCAACCGAUCUAAUUUGUUGGAAAACAUACAAUCUGCUGUCUCUAAGAUAGCUACUUCAAUUGAAUGUUUGCAAUCUUGUGAAAGGAACUCUAUUACAGCUGAAGGCCAACUGGAAAGAGCCAUGAAUUGGGCAUGUGGUGGCCCAAAUACUGGCGUUACUGGCAAUUCCUCCUACAAGAGUGCUGGAAUUCCUUCAGAGUUUCAUGAUCAUUUGAAGCAGCGAAGAAAACUGCUGCAAGAAGCUCAAGAGAAGGCUACUGAUAUUAUGAGAGUUUCCUUGUCAAUUUUAGAGUUUGAGGCAUCAAGAGAUGGGAUUCUGUGUAAUCCAGGUGAAAUAUUUCCAUUUAGAAGUAGCGGAGAAGAAAGGACAUGGCAACAAGCUCAUAUAAAUGCUUUAACUAGGCUGGAAGUCACAUUCCAUUCUUUCUCUAGGGCUGAACAGGAAUUGAAGUUAGCAAAGAACAGCAUGGAAGUUGCCUCCAACAGUUUACUUUCUGCCUCUAAUGAACUCUCAGUGGCUUCUCGAAAAGCAAAGUCAGCUUCAGGGGACUUACAAACCACUCUGCUUCAAAUGAGAGAUUGUGCAUGUGAAGCUAGUAUUGCCCUCUCUGCUUUUUGUCGCGUUGCUAAGGGUCAUACUGCCUUGACUUCUGAAUGUGGUUCAAUGCUUGAAGAGGUGUUAGCUAUCAGCGAUGGUCUUCUCGAUGUGCAUAACUUGGGGAAGGAGGCUGCAGCGAUGCAUCGUUCCCUUAUGGAAUCAAUAUCGAAGGCAAGUGAGGUGAUCUUUCCCCAUGAAUCAGUAUUGUCUAAGGAUGUAGCUGCGAUGACUGAUGCUAUGGCCAAAGAAAGAGAAACCGAACUGGAGAUAUCGCCUCUCCAUGGGCAAGCCAUAUACCAAUCGUAUUAUCCAAGAAUUAAGGAGGCUUUUCAAGCUUUUAAGCCUCUGGUGCCAUCUCUAGUUUCUUCUGUGAAGGAACUGUACUCUUCUCUGACUAAGCUUGCUCACUCUGCAAGCCUCCAUGCUGCUAAGUUGCAUAAGGCUGUUGAAGGUGUAGAAGGUAGCCUGGAGGAAAGGUCGCAGGAAAUUAUCUUGUCAAGGGAGGACCUCAUUAACAGCUACUCUGAGUAUGAUGACAUGGAUGGAGAUAUAUUGGAAGAAGAACCUGAUGGAGAAAAGGAUGAAACUUUAAUGGGUGCGAACAUUUUGUCUGCGGAAGAUAAAGGAUGGUUAUCUCCUCCAGAUAGCAUAUACAGUAGCAGCUCUGGUGGGGGCAGUUUUUCUGGUGAAGUCAGUCCCUCAAAUGGCUUUGGUCUUGAAGAAGCUUUAGAGCAUCUUUCAAUUAACUCCAACAACGAAGAGGAUGGAGAUCAGAAGGAACGACUUUUUUCCACUGUUACUAAUCACCAAGACAUCUUGCAUACUGGGAUGUUAAAUGAGAUGAUAGCCAAGGAUGAUAGUACUGGUUUUUCUACAGAUGUACACACUAAUGACCUUAGAGAUGGUGUCUGUUUGGAAAAUAAAUUAUCAGCAGAUUCAGUUCCCAGCAUGCUUAAAGAAGAGAACUUAGAGAUGAAUCUUGAAGGCAAAGAUGAAGCAACCUCGUCAAAUAGAGUUGGACCUGGAGAGGACAGUCAGAACGAUCAACUUAAAAAGGAUGGUGUUCGAGCAAUCAAGGGUAAAAACACUUUUGCUAUAUCUGUCUUGAGGCGUAUCGAAAUGAAAUUAGAUGGUCGUGAUCUUUCUGAAAACAGAGAAUUAAGUAUCGCAGAGCAGGUAGAUUAUCUGCUGAAGCAAGCUACUGGUGCAGAUAAUCUCUGCAACAUGUAUGAAGGUUGGACAGCAUGGAUUUGAGUUUGUAAGAAAGAUGCUCUUAUGAUGGGUUAUGGUGGUAGUACGUUCACACAGCAACAUCUGCUUAAUGAUUGUGGUUGUAAGGCCUUUGAAAUAAGCUCUUUUGGACUCAGCCCGCUACUCAGCCCUGAUUUGUUCAUCAGAAGACUGGGGUCUGUUCGCAGAGAUGAUUAUAUAUGUUGAUAAAGGAGCUCUUAUCCUGAUGACAGAAACUUGAAAGGGCGAGAAGCUCAGCUUUGGCUGACUAGACCUCUUGGCUGCAAUGCCGUAUGAGCUCAUUUUCUCCCUAGCACCACAGAAAUAUCCUUAAGAUUUGAUUUGGAAUGGAAGGACAAUGUUUGGCUAUGUUCUGUGGUAAAUAGUGGUGCCGUGGCCAUUCCGUGAUCAAUAUAUAAAUGAAGAUCCUGUGUAGAGGAUCCGAAACUUGAUUCUUGCGAGCCAAUUUUGCUUCUGUUCAAGAGUUCUGGGUGAUGAAUUUGGGAGGUCACAAUUACUGCAUGUUGGUUGUGCACAUUGGGAAGUAUUAGUUUGUAUCUCUUGGAAGAAGCUGAGAUCAAGCCAAUAUGCAGGAGCCACCUUGAAAUUUGCCGUAGAAUUACCAAAGAAUCACUUUGAUGGGCCAAAACUGGAUGAUUCUCUCCCAAUCUCCGGUUACAAAUCUGUUCAUACUUCACGUAUCCUGGUGUGGUACCAGAUUUCUGUUAGAACUGAAGUCUAAAUAACCAUUCGGUAUUUUUCAUUUUCUUUUAAUGACAAGGAGAAGGACCCUAUUCAGAUCUUAGCUUCCACAGUUUCUUGGUCUGACAUUUGUGGGUCAUAUGCUUGAGAGUUGGGAGGAAGAUAAAGGUAAUUCUACUACCAGACACCACAUUUGGCAAGAUUGGAAUAUAAGAUCUCUAGGAUCUAAGGUAAGAGUCUUGCGGUAGACAUAGUAGGUUCUACGAAUGAGUUGAUACACAGUUCACUCUUGGAUUUGGAGGCUGGUCGUGCUCGGUCGUAGGUAUUUAAAAAUGGUUACAAAUUGUUCACUUUGUGAUUGUUAUUUUUAUAUGGAUUCCAGUAAUGACAAGAUCUAAUAAGUACGCCAUUUUGUGUUAUUGAUGGUGAAUUUAAAUGUUA